Messenger RNA from Blastomyces gilchristii SLH14081, 843 nucleotides. RefSeq lists its product as uncharacterized. The record is from RefSeq and is a predicted model, not a curated record. NCBI's taxonomy places the organism in Eukaryota, Fungi, Ascomycota, Eurotiomycetes, Onygenales, Ajellomycetaceae. The transcript has a single exon. Bases 1 to 843 code for a protein of 280 amino acids.
AUGGCAAGUCCUUUAAGGCCACUCCAGGUCGCCAUUCAGCGGUAUCCGUCCACGAUCGUGGCUGAAACGAUGUCUUGUACACUGGGACAGCGUCCUAAUCUGUCCGAACAUGAAAUUACUGGUACUCGCUCAUUAUUUGAGCUUGUUCGUGGUUACCUUUCUGGGCUGAUAGCUCACCUGAUGUCAGUCAUACAACGGUGCAAAUAUAUGAUCGCAUGGCCAAAAUCUCCAGUACUGGAGGAGAACGCAAUAGAAGUGUCAGAAGGCGGCGAAUCCUCUUUGUUGCUCCUAACAGGUUAUGGCCUCCGGCUGAAUACUAUCGACCACAAUAACAUCAGUGGCAUAAUCACUGUCCAUGCUGACUCGCACUCACAUCUUCAGAAGAUUAAGAGCGGGGGAAAGAUAGAAGCUGAAAUAAACACAUCAGCAGGCUAUGGUUAUCGGCUAUUCCCCGACUGGCAAACAUCAUACCUUUGGUAUGACCCUUUGUGGCUCCAAAAUCCUACUAAUGAAAGCCACAUCGAUGAAAAGACGAUCGAGGAUCGUUAUCCUACUUUAGCGCCUUUCUACUUGGCCUGGAGGGACAUCUAUGAAAAAUCAUUCGAGCAACAAGGAUGUGAUAGGGGCAGUGGAUUGGAACCCUUCCCUGACAUUGCUGAUCGUGUAGCCUGGGAGGUAGAAGGCUUUCUGAUCGCUUGCUGGCUAGUGCUGCAGGAUGAUACAGAACGAGUGACAUAUACCAUUCUGGCGGGCACCUAUCAGAUUGACAAGAAGAGCACGGACUCGGUUUUGCGGCAGUUCCUGAUAGAUGAAGACGACAUCAUCAGACGUGACGAUCACUGA